AUCGAGCCUUUUCUACCUUUUCGGCACGAGCGAAACGACAGCAAGCGGAGAGGGGAGCGAGCGAGCGAGGGAAAUCCCUUUAAAACCCCACCCCAUCCGCCGCCGUUUUCCGCACAGCACGCAGCCGAGGGGCGACAGAGCAGGCGAGACGCGGGGAGCAGUUUGCGAGCGAUCCUCGCCAGCGCCUCUCCAUCUCCGUGGUUCAGUGCAAGAGCAAAAAUGAACGGGCACUUAAACUUUGAGGAUGGCUGGAGGGUCCUGGAACAGGGAAUUGUGAAAUGCUCAAAGAUUUUGGAGGGUUUCACGAGCACAAGGCCAACUGUGGAUGAGUACAUGAAUUGCUAUGAUUGUGUUUAUAGGAUGGCUGUGCAGAAAAACCAGUACUGUCAAGAGAUGUACAAUGGUUACAAGAUGACGCUUGAAAAAUGUGUCCGUGCAAUGGUUUUGCCCCAUCUAAUGCAUAAGCGAGAUGACUACCUGUUUAGAGAGCUUGUGAACAUAUGGUCAAACUAUUGCAUCAUGGUUAGUUGUGUAAGUGGCUUCUUCAGCUAUUUGGACCGCUGCUUUCUGGCGCAUAGCAAACUACCUUCGCUCAGUGAUGCUGCUGCUACUUCUUUUUUCAGUCCAGUCUUUUCCUUCAAGGAUGAAGUAACAGAUGCUCUACUUACUCUGAUUCGCCGGGAGCGUGAUGGAAGUAAGGUCGAUAUGGGCCUUUUGAUGAAUGUUAUGCGUGGCAUAUGUCGUUCUGAAGUCCACACCUUCAUGAAAAAUGCUGUGCUUCAAGAUACAUAUGCUUACUACUCUGAGAAAAGUUCCGAAUGGAUUAUGCACUAUGCUCUGCCAGAUUACCUUGCCAAGGUUCAGGAAAGUAUGGAGAAGGAAACCAUGAGACUGACACAACUGUGUAUUACAGAGGGAGAUAUCUCAGAGCUCUGUUUGCAGGUUGUUAGUGCUCCAUUGAUGCGAACUUAUGACAGAUAUGCGAGAGAGAAACAUAUUGGUGGUCAGCUUUUGCUUCAAACAUACAAGACUGUAGAGGAGGAACUCCUGGCCAGAUGCAGUAGCUUGACAAUUGACGGCUGCUCAGCUAACAGCUCUUUCAGUUGAAUGGAGUCGAAAGGCAACUUUAGCUAACAUCCAUCUAUAAGACUAUAACCCAGCUUACAUACAGGAGUGCUUUAGAACAUGGCCUAUAUGAAGUGGAAGUUUUUGUGCAGCUCGUUUUCGCUACAGCUCAAAGCUGCCUGGUUCCGGUUAUCUCUAGCAGAUUUAGCAGCUGAUCUGAAUGGUGAGAUCCAGUUGAGAUUUAUAUGCAUGCUAUUUGUGGUUACCAGGAUCUAGGGCUGUGAGCUCAACCGAGGGUUGCGGCUCUUUUACCUUAUCGUGCAUGUUAUUUUGCAGAAUCAACACCAUUGGAAAUGACAUGAUGGUAGAAUCUUGUGGCAAAACAUGUUCUUUUUCUGUCUGUCAUCUAGCAGAUGCCUGCACAUAACGUGUUUGAGAUGUCAGCACCAUGAAUGGCGUGUGCUUUUUCGUGCUUCUUAUCAUAUGAUGGCUGUGGUUGACAAAGCUUAUCUAGCUUGCCUUCACUGUGACUUGAGUUGAUGCUGCUCUAUUAUUGCCUUUGAUUGUUGUGA
Phragmites australis (common reed) is the source of this 1637-nucleotide messenger RNA. RefSeq names its product cullin-1-like. Gene Ontology annotation, biological process: ubiquitin-dependent protein catabolic process; protein ubiquitination. Gene Ontology annotation, molecular function: ubiquitin protein ligase binding. The transcript has 9 exons. Lineage: Eukaryota; Viridiplantae; Streptophyta; Magnoliopsida; Poales; Poaceae. The coding region runs from base 220 to 1107 and encodes 295 amino acids. Gene Ontology annotation, cellular component: cullin-RING ubiquitin ligase complex. The record is from RefSeq and is a predicted model, not a curated record.